Temnothorax curvispinosus is the source of this 589-nucleotide messenger RNA. RefSeq names its product NEDD8 (gene Nedd8). Bases 136 to 390 code for a protein of 84 amino acids. Gene Ontology annotation, cellular component: cytoplasm; nucleus. Gene Ontology annotation, molecular function: protein tag activity; ubiquitin protein ligase binding. Gene Ontology annotation, biological process: regulation of proteolysis; modification-dependent protein catabolic process; protein neddylation. The transcript has 4 exons. The record is from RefSeq and is a predicted model, not a curated record. NCBI's taxonomy places the organism in Eukaryota, Metazoa, Arthropoda, Insecta, Hymenoptera, Formicidae.
CGAAUUAGGUUAGAUUGUUCGUGCGGUGGUGAUAAUAGUGCGGCAGUGAUCCUCGUAGAUCCGUCGCCCGAUUUGAUCUUUCUGCGGCGUUGAUAUUACCGCGAUAAUUUAGCGUAGUCGAUUAAUAGUCGAAAGAUGUUGAUAAAGGUGAAGACCCUCACGGGGAAGGAGAUUGAAAUAGACAUAGAACCUACAGACAAAGUAGAGAGAAUUAAAGAAAGAGUGGAAGAGAAGGAGGGAAUACCACCGCAGCAGCAGCGAUUAAUAUUUUCCGGCAAGCAGAUGAACGAUGAGAAGACGGCACAGGAUUAUAAAGUCCAAGGUGGUUCGGUGCUGCACUUGGUACUUGCAUUGAGAGGAGGCUGCAGAUAUAACAUUCCUCAUUUAUAAACGGCGGCGAGGGGCUAUUAAAGAAUUGUGAGGGCCACAGAAAGGAAAAAAGAGCGAAAAAAGAAACAAAUGUUUACCAUCACGCAUAUGCGCUCAAGAAGAACAAACUCUAUGUUAUUUUAAAUAGAAUAACAUAGUCAUGUGAUCUUUACAACCCUAAAUAAAUAUUUAAUAAAGUAAUUUAAUCAUGAAAAUGAAA